AUGCCGAGCACUGUGGAGCAAUCGCUUCCGCCGCUUUUUGUACUGCAAGAGCAUGCGGAUCCGGUUCUCAGCUGCAGGUUCUACCCAUCGGAAGUUUACCAGCGAGAUGAAUCAAGCUGGUUCCUAUCGGGAGAUGCUGGUGGUCUUGUAGUGUUGUGGAACCUUUCCACAAGGCGCAAGAUGAUCUCGUUCUCGGCCUUGACGGAAGCUCACCGACAGCUCUGUGGCAUCUCACAACACGGUCGUAAUCGCGGCACUCCUACAGGUGGUUUGGUGCCAGAGGACGAGGUGUUGCUGGAGCAAGCUGGUACUCGGGCCUUUGGCCCGCACAGUCAGAGCAUUUUGUCCGUGGGAUUUAUUCCUUUGUCGCUUUCGUCUCCGCAGCCAAUAGCAGUCGCGGAGAACAGAGGUGUUGUUGACUCAUUGGUGCGUGGCUCAGAUGCAGAAGUAUCGAGCGGUACUGUGUGCCCCGCCGUUGUUGACCAUGCCGUGAAGGGUACCAGUGAUUGGACGCACCCAGGGCGGCCGCGAUUUCGGCUUUCCCGACGGGCACCAACCCGCAGCGUCAGUUGUGAGCAGGCGUCUUCUUUAUCAAUGGGGAACGUUCUGGAUAGCGGUGCACCGGGGUUCGCCUUCACACCCUCGUCAACAAUUUGCUUUUACACACACUGCCGCGAUCAACGGGUGUACAUCUGGUGCCUCGAGCGCCAGUGCACUGAUGCACCUGCUUCUUCACCGCCCACUCGAGUACCGCAGCUUGUCGUGGUGCUCACCGCCCCGCAGCACGGCUUCUGUCCAGUGGAGAGCAUCUCGAAGACCGCGGGCCCUUUUACGCGGACGUACCUCGCCGUUCCUCACGAGUCGGGAGGUGAGGUGACGGUCUGGGAGUUGUCAUGGCGUCAGCCCAACAGCACUCGUCUCACGAGCACAAGAGAGCUGGAAGAAAAAGGGGCUUCCAACAGGCCCCGCUCGUCGUCGGGCAAUGCGAACGUCCUCGAAGAAGAGAAGGAAGACGUUAACACGUCCGGGAUGAAUCCGAUGGAUGCUCUCAUUGCACGAGCAGCCGCAGAGGAGCGACGGCAGGCGAAGAUGAAGCAGAAGUCCACCAGAGUCUCCGGACAAAGUGAUUUUGACCAUCCUUCUCCAUCGGCAGCCUUUCCUGAUUCUGUGAUUUCUAGGGGCGAACGCGCCUCGAUCCUGUGCUACGUUGACCCUGCAGCCACCACAACGUCCAGCAACUUCUCAGUCCGGCGCUUGUGCACCUUUUCGGCGUGCCCCACGUUCAAGGGAGGCACAAUCAUGCGCCUUACCAUGUGCCACGACGCGCAGCACCUUACUGUCGCAUUUGAGAGCGGCCACAUUGUGUUGGCACGCUAUCGCAACGCAGACGUGACUGACAUGGCAGACCAGCCGGGAGGGUCAUGCCACGCUGGUGGAUCUUUGUCUGUUGCUCAGGUGCGCAACGUCACCCGCGCAUUUGCCGACUCGGCGCUGGUCUGCUGGUGGAGUGGUCGGCGCAUGCUUGCCUGCUCCUCGGAGGGCGGCAUGCAUUGCUACGACAUGUCGGCGACAGAGGAGGGCCUUUUGGAGGCGCACCUGGUGUGGAGUGCGACACUGCGUAAAGGGAUUGGUAGCGUCUUCUUGCAAAGGAAUCUCGUCGUAGCCGGCUGCUGGGACAGCACGCUGCGGCUGUACGACGCGCGCGAUGGGCGACUCGUCAGCAUUCUCAGCUACCAAAGAGAGACGAUAAAUGAGGUGCGCACGGCACCGCCGUCGAUCGCGCGGGUGGCGACGUUUGGAUUUGACGUGCGUCAGCCAAGGCUGUAUGCCGGCUUGCCUGGGACUCUUUCAACUAAGAUCACGGCCUGUAUUGCAUCCAACUCGACGGCCGUCACGCAGGGCAACCUGCCACAAUACAGUGAAUCGCCUUCGCGCGAAACCUACGUCGCCGGCACGCCGGCUCCAAACAGCAGCUUGGAAUCUCUGGCUGCAGAGGAGCAGCUGGUAUACUUGUUUGCGUCCGCGAGUAAGGACUGCACUGUGGCGCUCUGGCGUGUGGACCUUGGACUGGUGGUGGAACAGAUGGCUCGCGAAGCCAUCCCUGCUUAA
This is a messenger RNA of Leishmania mexicana MHOM/GT/2001/U1103, 2109 nucleotides long. RefSeq lists its product as hypothetical. Gene Ontology annotation, molecular function: protein binding. The coding region runs from base 1 to 2109 and encodes 702 amino acids. NCBI's taxonomy places the organism in Eukaryota, Euglenozoa, Kinetoplastea, Trypanosomatida, Trypanosomatidae. The record is from RefSeq and is a predicted model, not a curated record. The transcript has a single exon.